AUGUGGAGGCCCCCUCUCAGCCUCCUGCUCAGCGCCCUGGUCUUAUCCAGCCCUGGGGUCACCGCCUUCCCCGAUUCCUCCCCACUGCUCGAUUCCAGCUGGGGCAGAGACCUGCUGCACCUGUACACAGCCUCAGCCAGGGCCGGCUUCCACCUCCAGAUCCACGCAGACGGCCAUGUGGACGGAUCACCCCAGCAAACCAUCUACAGCGCACUGACCAUCCGGUGGGAGGACGCGGACGUGGUGGUCAUCCAAGGCGUGAUGAGCCGCCGCUUCCUCUGCCUGGACAACCGCGGCCGGGCCUUCGGGUCGCCGGACUUCCAGCCCGCGAGCUGCCGCUUCCGCCCGCGCCGCCUGGAGAACGGGCUGGACGUGUUCGAGUCCCCGGACCGGCGGCGCGCGCUGAGCCUGGGCGCGGCGGGGGCGUGGCCUCGGGGCGCGGCGGGGGCGUGGCCGCGCGGCGGGGCGGGGCCUCUGGGCGGGGCGGGGCCGCCGCCCGCGCAGGCGCAGUUCCUGGCGCGCCGGAACGAGCUGGCCCUGCCGCGCUUCCACACGGCGCGCCCGCGCCGCGCCACGCGCGCCGCCCCGCACGCGGGGGACCCGCUGCGCGUGCUCAAGCCGCGCCCGCGCCUGGCGCCCGCCGCGCCCCGCGCCGCCACCGCCGCCGCCUGCGCGCGCCGCCCCGCGCCGCCCCGCGCCGAGGACGCCAGCGACCCGCUCGGGGUGCUGCGGGGCGCGCGCGCGCGGGGGCCCGGCGCGGGGUGCGAGCCGGCGGCGCGGGGCGCGGCCUAG
Messenger RNA from Dipodomys spectabilis (banner-tailed kangaroo rat), 792 nucleotides. It is a transcript of the gene Fgf23, whose product is annotated as fibroblast growth factor 23. NCBI's taxonomy places the organism in Eukaryota, Metazoa, Chordata, Mammalia, Rodentia, Heteromyidae. Bases 1 to 792 code for a protein of 263 amino acids. Gene Ontology annotation, molecular function: growth factor activity; type 1 fibroblast growth factor receptor binding. The record is from RefSeq and is a predicted model, not a curated record. The transcript has 3 exons. Gene Ontology annotation, biological process: positive regulation of gene expression; regulation of cell migration; cell differentiation. Gene Ontology annotation, cellular component: cytoplasm.